GCGUGCACAUUAAAACAGCCUGUUUCCUUGCACCUGCGGCAGUCACGGUUUAUUUUUUAAGAAGAGGACAGGAUGCAGGCAGCUUUAUGCAUGCUGUUUACAGCUCUGUGUGUGAAUGGGGUCUCUUCAUCUCCGCUGAAGUCUGUCCAAGCCGGGGAAAAGCUGGCAUCCACAGAUGAAGUGAACAUCCUGAUGUACGGCGUGCUGCAGUUCACCGAAUCCAUGCACCACAUGUACCAGAGCACAGAGGCCAGGCUGGCCCGCGUCAUGAAAGCCAUCAGCCGAACUGAGAAUGAGGUGAAGAGACUGGGGCAUGACACGGAGGAGACGGCUAAAAAUGAGCGACAGAUUAAAGAAAAACUCCAGCUCCUUCAGGCUCAGAUGAAAGCACUGGAGAUUCAGGUCCAUGAGAACAGAGAUACAGUCACCAGGGUGGAGCUGGAAGAGGCACAGCUCAAGAAAAAACUAACCAGCCUGGAGGUAAACCUAAACAGCUCUGUCCCAGACGAGAUCAAGGGCACACCACUUAAAAACAUCUCUAACCUGAAGGACCUGAUGAAGUGGACACAAGAACAGAAACUGAAAUUGGAGAAUCAAAACCAGCAACUGGCUGAUUUACAGAAACACAAUAUGGUGUAACCACUUAAAAAAAAAAACACAUAUGA
Molecule: messenger RNA, 665 nt
Organism: Cyprinus carpio (common carp)
Lineage: Eukaryota; Metazoa; Chordata; Actinopteri; Cypriniformes; Cyprinidae
Biological process (GO): regulation of lipid metabolic process; triglyceride homeostasis
Source: RefSeq, a predicted model, not a curated record